AUGUUAGCAACAAAAAUAGUCUCCAAUGGAAUCAAAUACUCCACUCUUCCGAAGAGUUAUGUCCGGCCGGCACUGGAACGACCAAAACUGUCCGAGGUCGCCAACUGUGAAACUGUUCCGGUAAUUGAUUUGGACUGUGAAGAUGAAACCUUAAUAAUCCAACAAAUUGGAGAUGCCUGCCGUGAUUAUGGAUUUUUUCAGGUGAUAAAUCACGGAGUAUCAGAAGAAAUAAUGGAGAAAAUGCUGAAGGUGGCCGAUGAAUUUUUCCAUUUACCAUUGGAAGAAAAAAUGAAAUUAUAUUCAGAAGACCCUUUCAAGACUAUAAGAUUGUCCACAAGUUCUAACGUGAAGAAGGAGACAGUUCAUAAUUGGAGAGAUUAUCUUAGACUCCAUUGCUAUCCUUUGGAGAAAUAUGCAUCUGAAUGGCCAUCAAAUCCCUCCACUUUCAAGGAAAUUGUGAGCAAAUACUGCAUCCAAAUUCGAAACCUUGGAGCGAGAUUGCAGGAGGACAUAUCAAAGAGUUUAGGGCUGGAAAAAGAUUGCAUAAAGAACAUUUUGGGGGAACAAGGACAACAUAUGGCCAUUAACUAUUAUCCACCAUGUCCAGAGCCCGAGUUAACUUUUGGUCUUCCCGCUCAUGCUGACCCAAAUGCUCUUUCUAUUUUACUUCAAGACACGCAAGUUGCAGGCCUGCAAGUCCUCAAGGAUGGCAAAUGGCUUGCAGUUAAACCCCUCCCAAAUGCUCUUACUAUCAACAUUGGUGAUCAAUUACAGGGACUGAGUAAUGGCAAAUACAGAAGUAUUUGGCAUAGAGCUGUAGUAAAUGCUGAUAAAGCAAGAAUUUCAGUAGCUUCAUUUUUAUGUCCAAGCAAUGAUGCAGUAAUCAGUGCACCAAAGGAACUCACUAUUGAUGGAUCUCCAGCCAUUUAUAGAGACUACACGUAUGCAGAAUAUUACAAGAAAUUCUGGGGCAGGAGCCUGGAUCAAGAACACUGUUUGGAACUUUUCAAGAAUUAA
Molecule: messenger RNA, 1017 nt
Organism: Fraxinus pennsylvanica
Lineage: Eukaryota; Viridiplantae; Streptophyta; Magnoliopsida; Lamiales; Oleaceae
Source: the annotation of a GenBank genome assembly